AUGUGCGAUCCGUCUUUAGGCGCGAAAAUCAAGCGCGAAACUCUUGUAAAGAUGAAAGGAGCGCGUGAAGCUUACGAGGUCUCGGGUGCUGAGGAGGGCGGUGCCACGACGAGAUACCAGUUUCGCUAA
Messenger RNA from Phytophthora nicotianae INRA-310, 129 nucleotides. RefSeq lists its product as hypothetical. The transcript is spliced from 2 exons. The record is from RefSeq and is a predicted model, not a curated record. The coding region runs from base 1 to 129 and encodes 42 amino acids. NCBI's taxonomy places the organism in Eukaryota, Oomycota, Peronosporomycetes, Peronosporales, Peronosporaceae.